Molecule: messenger RNA, 756 nt
Organism: Archocentrus centrarchus (flier cichlid)
Lineage: Eukaryota; Metazoa; Chordata; Actinopteri; Cichliformes; Cichlidae
Gene: snx10a
Product: sorting nexin 10a
Exons: 7
Coding region: 10-657 (215 amino acids)
Biological process (GO): vesicle organization; cilium assembly; intracellular protein transport
Cellular component (GO): endosome
Molecular function (GO): phosphatidylinositol phosphate binding
Source: RefSeq, a predicted model, not a curated record
AGGGAAAGCAUGGACACUAUUCUGGACAGUUUUUCAGAUACUGAGUUCAUUAGAGUUUGCGUUCGGGAUCCAAGGCUCCAUAAAGAUGACCUCUGGCACACACACGUCGACUAUGAGAUCAGUUUACAUACCAAUUGCAUGUGUUUUAGAAAAAAGACGUCUUCUGUGAGGCGGCGCUACAGUGAGUUUGUUUGGUUGCGUCACUGUCUGGAGCAGAAUGCUUUCAUAAUAGAACUGCCUAAAUUGCCACCCUGGAACCCUUUCUUCAGUCUAAAGAACACAGAGCAAGUCAUCCAGAGGAUGAAGGGCUUGCAGAAGUUUUUAGAAAUUGUUCUUCACACACCCUUGUUGUUAUCUGAUAGUCGGCUCCAUCUGUUCCUCCAGUCAGACCUUACCAUCACAAAGAUUGAGAAGUGUGCUCUUGGUAAGACCAGGUACACAGUAGCUGAAGCCAUACAGCAUUCAAGAGGUUCUAACAUCAGUAGAUCAGAAGAGAAGAUUUCAUCUGACUCUGACUGUGAAAGCACUUCAUCAUCAGGCUUGGGAGUGAGUCUUGACACUCCUGGGAAAGGAAGCCCCCUCUUCUUCCAGUCCCCUGAUGGCGAUCCUGAAUCGUUUGGUUGUUCAGAGAACACAAGCCCACUCAUGGAGUAUUAAUGGAAAUAAGUGGCACUGCACCUUUUCUCCUCUUCCUUUUUUGUGGAUGUAUAGGUCAUCUGUGCAUUGUUUGAUACUUCAGAGCUCCUGCUAUUCUUU